Messenger RNA from Pan troglodytes (chimpanzee), 1395 nucleotides. RefSeq lists its product as uncharacterized. The transcript has a single exon. The coding region runs from base 1 to 837 and encodes 278 amino acids. Lineage: Eukaryota; Metazoa; Chordata; Mammalia; Primates; Hominidae. The record is from RefSeq and is a predicted model, not a curated record.
AUGGAGCGCUCGGCUUUUCUUUUGUGUGAGGAGCACCCACGACGCCCCGACCAUGGGCGCAGGGGCAGAGGCGAAGGUCGUCGCUCCGUCCGCUACCCCGUCCCCCAGCCGCAGGCGCCGAGGAGCCGGAAGAGAGGCGGAAAGGGCAGCAGGCUCCUUACCCAGACCAGCGAGGGGAGGUCAGCUCGUCGCGGGGUGUGGCUCCCGUCCGGGGACCCCCGAGCUCAUUACGGGUGGCCGUGUGUAGCCAAGUUCAAGCUCUCCCUCCGGGAAUGCCUGCCGCGGCGGCGGAACACGGCUUCUUCAGGACAUUCAGCAAAGCGGGGAGGCGGGGACCUGCGGGCGGAGGAGCGACGCCCCAGCUGGGAACGCGGCGGACGGGCGAGCGGGGGGUGUGCCCUGGGCGCGCCAGGCCGCGGAGGCUCCGGGGAAAGUUCUCUUGGCCGCGCGAGUGGUGGCGCCCCGGGCGGGAGCAGCCCAGGUGCAUGUGGGCCCGGUCCAGGCGUCUGCAAAAAGCCCUGGAACGAAGCGGACCCCCCAGUCCAGCGCUGGCCGCGGCAGGGGAGCCCCUUCUGGGCGGGGUAUCAGCUGGGGGCGGAGGGCGGGGCAGAGACCGUGGUCCCAGCGGCGAGGUGCCGGCGAGUCCACGCUGCCAAGCCGCACGCUGCGCCCAAGCCGCGGGGCAGUCUAGCGCUCGCUGCUUCCCGAGAGAAGCUCGCCUUCCCCCGAGAGACCUGGAGGCUGAGUGGGGAGAAGAGGACGCGGUGCUGCUCGGACCCCACCGUUCGGCGGUCCCAAUCCCACGCCCUCCGCGCGGUCGGCCGCGUCCAGGACUAAGGGGCACAAUAGCUCUGAAGCUGCAGUGACCCCUGGUGGGUCCCGAUGUCCGUGCACAGGCAGCCGAGGUUGAGCUGCGGACGACACUGAGCCCCGCUGGGCUUCGGAGCAGGUGCAAUCUGUGCUCUCCAGCUGGGAACCAGCAGCGAGUUAAUGCGAGUCGCAGUUAGGGGAGACACGAGGGGAGGUGUCACAGAAAAAAAACUGUAUAUUGAGUUUUAGAGUUAGAGCUUUGGCAUCAGACGUAGUUUUGAGUUGACUAUUCUACUGCUUGUUAGCUGGGUAGCCAAAGCUCAAAAAAAUUGUGUAAAACCUAGGACGUUAGCCCUUAAAACAAAACCAGGCUUCCGUAGCACAGUAGAAAUGAAAUGAACAAUUGGCGACUUUUGAUGGAGUUUCCUCUCAUAGUGAUUUGCCACAAAGGACCUUCUGUAGGAAGCCUCGGCCUUCCCUGCUAUUGUGACCCCAUCCAAACACAGGAUCAGCAUAACCGCCAAAGUGCAAUAUAAAUUUCUGAACUUUACCUAGGCUAUGAAUAAAACUAUUUUAUCUUCUGAA